AUGGAUGAAUGGAAGGAACAGCUCUCGGUUGGUAGUAACCUUAAACUACUCAACAGCUCCUAUUGGACAGGAUGGAUCAAUGCAUUGCAAGAGCGCACGAUUCCAUAUGAUAUCUGGGAGUAUUUGAACCCCGAAAAUUCGGAUAAAAUGGCUAAACAGGCCUUAUUAUCGGACCCAGGCAUGGUUAAAGUCGCUCCCUCAAUAUCUCAAAUCAGAAACGAGAUCGAAAACGCACCGGAAGGCAGUGCAGCGUCGAGAAAAGAUGCAAUAGUUGAAUAUACUCUACUCAGGGAAGAGUAUCAAUUUUGGAAGGAGAGGAGAGCCCAAUACCUCAAUCAGAGGAAAGGCCUCGCGUUUAUCUCCACAUUCAUAUACAAUUCGCUCCCGAAACAGUAUCAAUAUAUUGUUCGACAAGGGAAGGAUCUUCGAAAGGUUAUCCAAGAUUUGGACCAGCGGUUCAAUCCUACCAAGGACCCCUCGUAUAUCACGAGAUUGCGCACCGAUUGGAUCAAACAUCUCGACUCAAUUAAUCGCAACACAUCGAUCGAAGCGUGGUGUAAUAAGACGUUGGAGCUUCAAACCGAACUCGAUUAUGCGAAGGAGGAAACGUAUUCGAAGGAGUUAUAUCGGAAGCUUCUCGAAAAUAUCCUUCCAAUCAACGAGCUCCAAUGGUUCCAUGCAACCAUGUACGAACAGCUAUUGAUUGAAAGGAGAGAUAUCCCUACACAAGAGGUUCUUCGAAAGCUGGAACGUGAAUGGUCGCUCCGAAUCAAAUCGAAAAAAGAGGCCCCGAAAGGCACAUUUUCGACGUUUCAGGGAACUCAAGAGGAGAAACCCGUCACUCAAGAGGAAAACUCCGCUUCGUACGCCAAUCAAAGGUGUCCCUGCCUAGCAAACAACUCCAAGUGGGGCCAUAAACCCUGGAAAUGCUAUAUUCUGAACCCAGAUAUAGCACCGGAGGGAUGGAAGCCACCUAAACAGGCAUCGAAACGGGCCCGAGAUGCGAUGAAUUCGAAACCGUCGAGUUAUCGUGAUUGGUUGAGUAAACAGAUCAAACAAUACAACUCGAAACACAACUCAAAUUUGAACCAAUCACAGCCCUCACAGAAGGCAAACAGCUCAAACUCAACGGUUCGCACUGAUUCCUUCUCCUUACAGGGUGCAUUCGCAACCAAAUCGAGAGGAAAAACCACUAAUUCGAGUGGUCAAACGUUCAAUUUGAACGUAGCGAGCGUAGAUAAUGGCGUCAAUACGUCAAACUGGUGGAUUUUAGACUGUGGCAGCGACUGUCACGUCACCAACGACGCAUCCCGAUUCAUUGAUUUCACACCAAUUCGUGGGAAAUUAGGCACCGGAGACCACUAUACGGAAUAUGAAGGGAUUGGAACAGCAAAAAUCUAUCCCAUCGAUCCAGAUAAUGGUUUACCGCACGAUAUAACUUUGAAGGAAGUUAUAUAUGCACCAAAUUUCCAUUUGAAUUUGAUUUCCGAGAGUCGACUGCGUAAAGGCGGAGUGUGCCACGAUGGCAUGAACAACGCUGUUUCCAACCAGUUAACAGGGAAAAUCCUAUGGAAUCUCACGCUCAAGGCAGGAUUAUGGACCUUCGAACCUAGUCCGACAUCUUAUCAUAAGAAAUUGAACCAGAAACUCACAUUUAAUACGCAACGAGGGCCGAUUGACUCUAGAAACGAGCAUAAAUCGACCAUAAUGUACAAUAUAUGGCAUGAGCGACUAGGCCAUGUUGGAAAACGUCGUAUCGAGAUGGCCUCGUAG
Molecule: messenger RNA, 1773 nt
Organism: Penicillium chermesinum
Lineage: Eukaryota; Fungi; Ascomycota; Eurotiomycetes; Eurotiales; Aspergillaceae
Exons: 1
Coding region: 1-1773 (590 amino acids)
Source: RefSeq, a predicted model, not a curated record